Messenger RNA from Abrus precatorius (Indian licorice), 1469 nucleotides. Its product is annotated as UDP-glycosyltransferase 708D1-like. Gene Ontology annotation, molecular function: UDP-glycosyltransferase activity. The record is from RefSeq and is a predicted model, not a curated record. Lineage: Eukaryota; Viridiplantae; Streptophyta; Magnoliopsida; Fabales; Fabaceae. The coding region runs from base 42 to 1469 and encodes 475 amino acids. The transcript has a single exon.
UUAAAUCAAAGUUUUUUCUUCCUUGCUUCCCACACACAGCAAUGUCUGAUUCCGAAUCCGUUGUUCAUUUGGCAUUCCUUCCAAGUGCUGGAAUGGGCCACCUUAACCCCUGUCUUAGAACAGCAUCAUUGUUCCUACGCAAAGGUUGUAGAGUCACUCUCAUCACUCCCAAACCCACUGUUUCUCUCGCUGAAUCGAACCUCAUUUCGCGCUUUUGUUCUUCUUUUCCUAACCAAGUCACCCAAAUGGACUUAAACCUUGUUCCUUUGGAUGAUCCAGAGAAUGUUAACACCAACGACCCUUUUUGGCUUCAAUUUGAAACUAUUCGUCGUUCUGUUCACCUUGUAGCUCCUAUACUCUCCUCACUCUCACCAACCCUCUCAGCUUUCAUCUUUGAUGUUAGUUUAAUUUCCCCUUUGGUUCCAAUCAUUGAGAAACUCUCUUGUCCAAGCUACAUUUACUUCAUUGCACCAGCUAGAAUGUUCUCUUUUUUUGCAUACCUUUCUGUUCUAGCUGCUUCAAAUCCUGGUGCAAAACCUUUUUCAUUCAUUGGUGACGUUAUUAAAAUCCCCGGCAUUGCAUCACCGAUACCAAGAUCCUCUGUCCCUCCUUUGCUUCUUCAACCCAACUCUCUCUUUGAGAGCAUAUUGAUGGAGGACAGUCCUAAACUCACGAAGCUCAAUGGAGUUUUCAUCAAUACGUUUGAACAAAUAGAACCUGAGGCACUAGCAGCUCUAAAUGAGGGGAAAGUAGUUAAAGGGUUGCCACCUGCGUAUGGUGUUGGUCCCUUAAUGGUUGGUGAGUUUGAGAAGGUAGAUCAAGGGGAUGGGGGAUGCAUGAGUUCCAUAAUGAAGUGGCUUGAUGGACACGCAAAAGGGUCAGUGGUGUAUAUUUGUUUAGGGAAUAAAACUGCAAUAAGAAGGCAGCAAAUAAAGGACGUGGCUUUGGGGUUAAUAGAAUGUGGGUAUAGUUUUUUGUGGGUGGUGAAGUUGAAGGUAGUUGAUAGAGAGGAGGAGGAGGAGGAUUUGGAGGAUGUGUUAGGGAGCGAGUUGAUAAAUAAGGUGAGGGAAAAGGGCAUAGUUGUGAAGGAAUUUGUAAACCAAAUGGAGAUUUUGGGUCACCAUGCAGUUGGGGGUUUUUUGAGUCAUGGUGGUUGGAACUCAUUGGUUGAGGCUGUGUGGCAAGGAGUGCCCAUUCUUUCAUGGGCUCAGUUUGGGGAUCAAAAGAUAGGGUCUGAAGCAAUGAGGGAUGUUGGGGUGGGGGUUUUGCCUGAGGAGUGGGGGUGGGGAGGACAUGAGGUGGUGAAAAGUAAGGACUUUGCUAAGGAAAUCAAAGAGAUGAUGGGCAAUGAAUCUUUGAGGUCCCAAGUUAGAGAAAUGCAGAAGGUUGCUAGGAAGGCUGCUGGGGUUGGCGGAAGUUGUGAGGUUAUUGUUAAGAAACUAAUUGAAGAAUGGAAGAAGAAUGCUUAA